AUGAAAGACAAAGUCAAGAAAAUGGUAGUACAAGUAGAAGUCUCUUGAAAUAGAUAAAUGUAGCAUCUAUCUUUAAUCUUUAACAGCAUUAAAUUAUUAUAAUAAUCCAUCCAAUAAGAUUUACUCAGGUGGCCGCAAAAAUGGGGCGCCGGUGGUGGUGGAAGGUGGCGGUGCUGGUGGCGAUAGUGGCGGCGUGGAGAGGGUGGCAGGGCGGUGGAUUUGACAAAGACGCGGCGUUCAAGUUCGUGAGAGAUUGGUCGGACAAAUUAGGGUUUUGGGCGAUCCCUCUCUACGUCUCCGUCCACACCGUCUCCAUCGCUCUCUGUUUGCCCUCCGCCAUCUUCUUCGAAACCGCCGCCCCUCUCCUCUUCGGUUUCCUCCCUUCCGUAUUCUGUGUCUUCUCCGCCAAAAUCCUCGCAGCCUCUCUCUCCUUCUCGAUCGGCAGGUUUGUGUUCAGGAAAUCAAGCUCAGCAGUGGAGUGGGCCCAAAGAAACAGAUAUUUUCACUUAAUCUCUAGAGGAGUUGAGCGAGAUGGUUGGAAAUUUGUUCUUCUUGCCCGCUUCUCACCCGUGCCCUCUUACGUUAUUAACUAUACCUUAGCGGCUACUGAAGUUGGAUUCUUUCUGGAUUUCCUUCUUCCUACUGCUGUUGGAUGUCUCCCCAUGAUCUUGCAGAAUACAUCUAUUGGAAGUCUUGCUGGUGCUGCGGUUGCCUCAGCCUCUGGCUCUAAGAAAUCUCAAAUUUGGUCCUACUCUUUUCCUGUAGUUGGCAUUUUGUCUAGUGUACUUAUUUCCUUGAGAAUUAAAAAGUAUUCAAGCCAAGUUACAGCCUCUGAAAUACCCCCGAGCAAAGAUAAAACCCACGAUUCGUGACACACCUUAUCCGAUAGUGAAGAGUCAAGAGACGGAGUACCUUCGUAAAGGUCAAGGACCAUUUUUUGUUGAGUUAGUAUUAACAUUACACUAGUACGUUCUUACAAAAGCUUUUGUGCUGAUUUAAUCAUCGUUUAGUCUGGUAGUUGUAUUUCACUUAAGUUGUUUAAACUUUGGUUUGGAUGUUUUUGUUUAAUUAUAUUUGAAGCCUUUAUUUAGAUAGAGUA
Molecule: messenger RNA, 1099 nt
Organism: Cajanus cajan (pigeon pea)
Lineage: Eukaryota; Viridiplantae; Streptophyta; Magnoliopsida; Fabales; Fabaceae
Product: SNARE associated Golgi protein family
Cellular component (GO): membrane
Source: RefSeq, a predicted model, not a curated record